AAUGAGGUUAUAUAAAAGAUGUAUGAUUUGGAGAGCAGAGUGUCUCCUAAUGAGGGCUGCACCGGCUCGCUCCACACCCAUAAAAACCCUGGUUGGACGUCAAAGCGGAUUCGUUUCGGUGAUGCUGGGAUAAAGGGGCGCAGCGAGGACUGGCUCCCUCCCUGCCCGCCCAGCGCCGCGCCGGGCUCCGUCCCUCCGGAGCCACCGGGAGGGAUGCGCCGGGCGGGGACGGGGCCAGGGACGGGGACGGCUCCGCUCCGCCGCACGCUGAAGAAGCGCAUGGACCCUUUGCAGGGAUGCCAAUGAAGCCAGCGGGCUGCCUGCCCCUCUCUGCCCAGCGCAGGACCAGAGGCUGACUGGGAAGCUGGCAUGUUGUCCGCUCCAGCCCCUUCCAUGCCCAGCGCUGCCCGCCCUGCCCCUUGCCGUGCUUUCCACCACUGAUACACACUGUUUUCCCCAAGGCGUCACUUUGGGACAGAAUGCUGCAGAAAUCCAGCCUGCAGCCGCAGCCCAGAGGAGUUUUGCAAUAAGACCGGUUGCUUAAAAGCCAAAUAUUUUCUCUUUCCCCACCCCGGCAUGGUUAAACAUCUCAAGCAGUGAAUUUCUCUGCACACAAAGGGCGUUGAGGUCCGAGGCUGCCAUGGAAGAGAAUGUGUUCAGCGUGCAGCAGAUCCAGCCCAACGUCAUCUCGGUGAGGCUCUUCAAGCGCAAGGUGGGCGGCCUCGGUUUCCUGGUGAAGGAGCGCGUCAGCAAGCCACCCGUCAUCAUCUCCGACCUGAUCCGGGGAGGGGCCGCGGAGCAGAGUGGCCUCAUCCAAGCUGGGGACAUCAUUUUAGCUGUCAAUGGCAAGCCCCUGGUGGACGUGAGCUAUGAGACAGCGCUGGAGAUACUGAGAAGCAUCGCCUCCGAGACCUACGUGGUCCUCAUCCUGCGGGGCCCCGAGGGCUUCACCACUCAUCUGGAGACCACUUUUGCAGGUGACGGGACACCAAAAACCAUCCGUGUCACCAGACCCCUCUGCCCGGCUCCAAAGGCGGUUGACUUGUCCAAUCCAAACCCACACGGCAAAGAGCAGCCAGCAGCCGACCGCGCCAUGGGCUCCCUGUGGACAAGAGAGUUCGGGCGAGAGGUGGAGCCGAUGGUCCAUGUUAACGGUGUUGUUACCGGCAGCAAAGGGCAGGACGCUGGGAAGGGGAAGGAGGGUGCUUGUGGUCACCCUUGUCUCAAUGGUGGCGUGGAAGACAACGAACUGCUCAAAGAAAUCGAGCCCGUCCUGGAUCUCCUGAAGAGCAGCAGUAAGGACGGCGAUGGAGAUGCACCCUCCAAGGUAGAGACAAGAGAUAUAGAAGUCCAGGUGGACUGUUUCAGGGAAGGGGAAAACAAGCCACAGAAAGCCUUACCAGCCCGGAUGGAGAAUGACCGUGUCCUCGGUGACCUGUGGGGGAAGAGCAACGUGCCCAUGGUCCUGAACAACCCCUACUCUGAAGCGGACCAGCCACCACCAUCUGGGCGGCAGUCCCCGACUAAGAACACGGUGAAUGGAAGUCCUUCCAAAUGCCCGCGGUUUUUCAAAAUCAAGAACUGGGAGACAGGCUCCGUGCUUCACGACACGCUGCACCUCAAGACAGCGAUGUCCACCGCAUGCACCGAGCAGAUAUGCAUGGGCUCAGUAAUGACCCCCAGCCAGCAUGUCCGCAAGCCAGAAGAUACCAGGACAAAAGAAGAGGUGCUCCUCUUGGCUAAGGACUUCAUUGACCAGUACUACUCCUCCAUAAAGAGAUCUGGCUCCAAAGCCCACAUGGAAAGGCUGGAGGAAGUGACCAAGGAGAUUGAAGCCACUGACACCUACCAGCUGCGGGACACAGAGCUGAUCUACGGAGCCAAGCACGCCUGGAGAAACGCAGCCCGCUGCGUGGGCAGGAUCCAGUGGUCCAAGCUGCAGGUGUUCGAUGCCCGGGACUGCACCACAGCCCAUGGGAUGUUCAAUUAUAUCUGCAACCACAUCAAAUACGCCACCAACAAAGGCAACCUCAGAUCUGCUAUCACCAUCUUCCCACAGCGGACGGACAGCAAGCAUGAUUUCCGCAUCUGGAACGCCCAGCUCAUCCGCUACGCCGGCUACAAACAGCCUGACGGCACCAUCCUGGGAGACCCUGCGAACGUGGAGCUGACGGAGAUCUGCAUUCAGCAAGGCUGGAAGGCUCCGUACGGGCGCUUCGAUGUCCUGCCUCUGCUCCUCCAAGCCAACGGCAAUGACCCAGAGCUCUUUGAGAUCCCUCCAGAGCUUGUGCUGGAAGUGCCCAUCCGGCAUCCCAAGUUUGAAUGGUUUAAGGACCUGGGCCUGAAGUGGUACGGUCUGCCAGCAGUUUCCAACAUGCUCCUUGAGAUCGGCGGCUUGGAGUUUUCCGCCUGCCCCUUCAGCGGCUGGUACAUGGGCACAGAAAUUGGGGUCCGGGACUACUGUGACAACUCUCGCUACAACAUACUGGAGCAAGUGGCCAAGAAAAUGAAUCUGGAUAUGAGGAAAACCUCCUCGCUGUGGAAGGAUCAGGCCCUGGUGGAGAUCAACAUUGCUGUGCUGUACAGCUUCCAGAGUGACAAGGUGACCAUUGUGGAUCACCACUCAGCCACCGAGUCCUUUAUCAAGCACAUGGAGAACGAGUACCGAUGCCGUGGAGGUUGUCCUGCCGACUGGGUGUGGAUUGUCCCACCGAUGUCUGGCAGCAUCACCCCAGUUUUCCAUCAGGAAAUGCUCAACUACCGUCUCACACCCUCCUUUGAGUACCAGCCGGACCCUUGGAACACCCACGUCUGGAAAGGGGUCAAUGGAACACCCACCAAGAAGAGGGCCAUUGGCUUUAAGAAGUUAGCAAAGGCUGUGAAGUUCUCAGCCAAGCUCAUGGGACAGGCCAUGGCCAAGAGAGUCAAAGCGACCAUCCUGUACGCCACAGAAACAGGGAAGUCGCAGGUCUAUGCAAAAACGCUGUGUGAAAUCUUCAAGCACGCUUUCGAUGCCAAGGUCAUGUCCAUGGACGAAUAUGAUAUCGUGCACCUAGAGCAUGAAACCAUGGUCCUGGUGGUCACCAGCACCUUUGGCAAUGGAGACCCACCUGAGAACGGAGAGAAAUUUGGCUGCGCAUUAAUGGAGAUGAAGAAUCCCAACUCCAACCUGGAGGAGAGAAAGAGCUACAAGGUUCGUUUCAACAGCGUUUCCUCUUACUCGGAUGCACGGAAAUCCUCAAGCGAUGGCCCCGACUCUAGGGACAACUUCGAGAGCACAGGGCCCCUGGCUAAUGUCAGGUUCUCUGUCUUUGGGCUGGGGUCCCGAGCGUACCCCCACUUCUGCGCCUUUGCCCGGGCAGUGGACACGCUCCUGGAGGAGCUGGGUGGAGAGAGGAUCCUCCGCAUGGGAGAAGGGGAUGAGCUCUGUGGCCAAGAGGAGUCCUUCAGGACCUGGGCCAAGAAGGUCUUCAAGGCAGCGUGCGACGUGUUCUGCGUGGGGGACGACGUCAACAUUGAGAAAGCAAACAACUCCCUCAUCAGCAAUGACCGGAGCUGGAAGAGGAGCAAAUUUCGCCUGACUUACGUGGCUGAGGCCCCAGAGCUCACCCAAGGACUGUACAGCAUCCACAAAAAACGCGUCUAUGCAGCCCGGCUUAUCACACGGCAGAACCUGCAGAGCCCAAAGUCCAGUCGCCUGACAAUUUUCGUGCGCCUCCACACCAACGGACACCAGGAACUGCAGUACCUGCCCGGGGACCACUUGGGCGUGUUUCCAGGGAACCAUGAAGACUUGGUCAAUGCUUUGAUCGACAGGCUUGAAGAUGCGCCCCCAGCCAACCAGCUGGUGAAGGUGGAGCUCCUGGAGGAGAGGAACACAGCUCUAGGUGUCAUCAGCAACUGGACAGACGAGAACCGUGUCCCACCAUGCACCAUCUUCCAGGCUUUUAAAUACUAUUUGGACAUCACCACCCCUCCCACUCCCCUGCUGCUGCAGCAGUUUGCUUUGUUAGCCACCAGUGACAAGGAGAAGAAACGUCUGCAGGUCCUUAGCAAGGGCUUGCAGGAGUACGAGGAAUGGAAGUGGUCCAAGAACCCCACCAUUGUGGAGGUGCUGGAGGAGUUCCCCUCCGUGCAGAUGCCCUCGACACUGCUGCUCACACAGCUCCCCCUCCUCCAACCACGCUACUACUCCAUCAGCUCCUCCCCAGAGAUGUACCCAGGCGAGGUCCACCUCACCGUGGCUGUGGUCUCGUAUCGCACCAGAGAUGGAGAAGGACCAAUACACCACGGGGUCUGCUCCUCUUGGCUCAAUCGGAUACAGACCGAUGAAGUGGUGCCCUGUUUUGUGAGAGGCGCACCCGGGUUCCACCUGCCCCAGAACCCGCAGGUUCCCUGCAUCCUCAUCGGCCCCGGCACCGGCAUCGCCCCUUUCCGCAGCUUCUGGCAGCAGCGGCUUUUUGAAAUCCAGCACAAAGGUCUGAAGCCUUGUCCUAUGGUCCUGGUGUUCGGCUGCCGACAGUCCAGGAUUGACCACAUUUACAAAGAGGAGACGCUCUUUGCCAAAACCCAAGGUGUCUUCAGAGAGCUGUACACAGCCUAUUCCCGGGAACCGGACAAACCAAAGAAAUACGUGCAGGACGUGUUACAGGAGCAGCUGGCCCAAACUGUGUUCAAAGCACUGAAGGAGCAAGGAGGCCACAUCUACGUCUGCGGGGAUGUCACCAUGGCCGGGGACGUCCUGAAGACCAUUCAGCGCAUCGUGAGGCAGCAGGGCCAGCUGUCGGUGGAGGAGGCAGGAGCUUUCAUCAGCAAGCUGCGGGAUGACAGCCGGUACCACGAGGAUAUUUUUGGAGUCACCCUGCGUACGUACGAAGUGACUAACCGCCUUAGAUCUGAGUCUAUUGCAUUCAUCGAGGAGAGCAAAAAAGAUACGGAUGAGGUUUUCUGCUCCUAACCGGACCCUUCACCCCAAGGGGAUGCCAAACCAGUCCCAGCACCUACUGGCCCCUCCAGCCAGAGGGCACUGGGUUUUUUAUUUCACGGACACGGUGGCUCCUUUUCCGCGGGGAACUGCCCAUGGAAAGCGCUCUGUCUCUUGUCCUGUUGUUGUGUCCUGAUGAUGAUGAUGAUGAUUUUUAUUUCCUUUUCUUCCUCUUUCUCUUGCUCUUGUCCUGUGGCCAUUUCUUUUCACCCUGUUUCCCUGGUUUUCCCCAGAUUUCCCCACUAAAGUAUGAUGGCUUUAUAAUCUGCCGUGGCUCUUAACAGAACUUCACAUUUUUCCUUCUUCUCAUAAGGGCAUUUUGCAUCUGCAUGAAAUCACCACCUUCGUGAUCAUCUAUGUUUUUGGUGUUUUGAGAGAGAGCAGAGGUGCCAGGGGCUGGGCAAUAGCAAGGUCUUUGUUGCUUGACCAGAGCUGGGGCUGUUUCCCCCAGGCUCCUCUUUUCCCCAGGUCGGGGCUUGGCUGACUCUUUGCAUUUUCUUGGCUUUCCUUUGGACUUGCACAGACCUGGGUGCACACCUGAGGCUGGGGGCAGACGAUGUGCAAUGCCCUCGUGCCUAUGAACUUUGUUCAUCCCCAAAGCGCGGGUACCAAUGUGUCUAUUUUGAUCUGAAGGGUUGGAUGUCUCUGAUUCACACAUCGUGGUUUCUCCUAAAUGGACUCUGUGUUGUGUUUGCCUCCAUCUCUGCUCCCUGUUCCCCACGAACCCCUCCUUUUGCUCAGUCCCAACUUUCGCUGGCAUGAAAGUCCUCCCACCGAGGAGCCAAGCACUGAACACACAGGCCGAUGUGUAUCUUCGGGGAAAAAACUCAUGGCAAUGAGUGCUGCUUGGCCAGGCUGUCCUCCAGAAGGCUUUCCAGGAGAUCUGUGAUCUGCAGCCGUGAUGCUGGUGGGAGACAUACAGGGACCGGCUGCAUCCCAGCGCUUUGCAUGCUGUGAAUGUGUGAACCCCCUCCCAGGUGAGACUGGAAGACCACGAGGAUGCGAGAGAAGCAGCUCCAGCCUCCUGGUAACAAAGCCUAUUUGGAAGGCCUAAGUCUGACCAAAACUAACCCCCAUUAUUCUGAGUGCAGAAGCACUCAGGCAGCACUUGGAGGGUUACGGAGGCUCCUGGUGAGGAUGUGCCAACCAAGGACUUUUGAAAUCCCAGAGAGCAUCAGCUCCACCUUAGCACAGUUUCAUGAGCAGUUCUGGGACAGCAGACCCAGCCACUUCCACACCUUUGGGAGCAGCAAGUGCCAGCACUGAGCGACCUGCCUGCCAAAAGAAAUACAUGUGGCGUCUCGGUUGCAAGCGCGUCCCCUCUGCAGGCUCCGCGCCACCUGCCAGAGGCACGAGCUGUCUCUGCCAGGACAUCUCAUGUGAGAAGGGAGGUGAGAUCGGCUGCAAAGAUGCUGCGUGAUUCUGGGCUCUGACACACUCGCACGUCAGCCCCACUGCAAAAAUCUGGCCCUGAAAGCAAUCUGUGAACACGAUCACAGAAAGGUCCCAGUCUCUUUAACAGAGAAAAGCUAUCUGUGAGGUAAAGCAUUCUGACCUUGUGUGUCCUUCCUCCUUCUCCCUUCCUCACCCUGAAGAAGGUCCGUCCGCCCUCACUGCCAGAACGAGGACAGCAGGGCAUGGCUGUGUCUUACUGGAGGCAGGGAGACAGUGUUGAUGUUUUAAGCUGCUAGGUGCUGAUCCUUUCCUCCUGCCCCUGCUCUGCUGCACUGCGUGCUGGUGCCUCUAUGGAGCAAAGCACUUGCACCAGUGACAGCAGGGGGUUUGUCCAGGAGCUGCAAUGGUGAGCUUUGCUUUCAGAGGGCUGGGAUUAAUUUCCCUAAGCCAAAAAUCAGAACUAAAAUCACUGCAGGAGGUUUGCUGCCCUCCCAGCCCAUGGUACAAGCCAUGCUGGCUCCCCUGGCCCCAGGCUGUCCACACCCUCAGCCAACACCUCCUGCCCUUUCCUGUGGCUUGGCCACAUCUCCAUGUGCUGUGACCAUCUUCUGCAUCUUUGACUUCCUGAAUGCUUGAAGCAGCUCCAGCCCGAAACCCAGGAGCAAAAGGCAUCCAGGCACUGGGAGAAUUCAAGAUCCAGGUCUUGGUUUUGUUGGUCGCAGCAGAGCAUCGGUGCACAAUGCAAAUGACUGCUGCCACGAUGCGGCCAGAGCCGAGCUCGCUGGGCUGGCAGGGUGGUCGGAGCCAGGUGCAAGGCUGGGUUUGUGUCCCUGCUUGGGGACUUUGUGGCCUGGAAGUGAAAGCAGGACAAGACAGGAAAUAGGGCAGCCCCUGCUCCACCUCUGUGGGUUGUGCCCAAAUCCCAGGGCAGGCAGCCUGUGGGAGAACCAGGUCCCUUUGCUGCUGGGAUGUGUGAGUUUGGGCAGAGGUCCUGCUCCCUGGCCUGGCCCAAACCCCCAGUCCUACAGCUGCAGAAAUAGAGCUAAAAAACAGAUUCAAACCCAUCUCCUCUUUCUGGGAAAUUUUAUUCUGACUUUGGACUUUAGGCUCGGGUCCUCCUUUAAGUAGAAGGAGCGAUGAGAGCUGAAGAGGAGGUAGUGCCCAAAGAAAUGCCCUUGUCUUCAUCCUCUUCCCAGCUCAUCCUGCAUUGCUGGCAAUUCGUUUUCUCCUGUGCUGCCUUCUGCCCGUAUCACUAUACAUUCUCACAGCUGGAAGUCAUAUUGCUGCUUCAGUCUGUGUCUGGGAUGAAUUGGCUUUGCUUUUCCUGCACCCCAAAUACUGCCACCUGCAUCUCCCUCGUCCACUUCAGCCACCAGUGAAAGCAGCAGGAAGCACAGCAGAGACGGGACCGGUGUGCGUGCAUCACCAUCAAUGGGAUCUCCAAAAGGGUCUGUGCAGAGCAGACGGGCAAGACCACCUCAACAGGCUUUGUGUAGGUGAGUUCUUCAGAGCUCUUUGGAAGGGAAAUGCUGUUUUAAGGCCAGCCUGCCUGCCAGGCCCUGGAGAAGAAACCCCCUCCCUGCUGGGAAGGUCCAUGAAGUCAAUAUGUCCCCAAGAGCUCUGAGCUGCCUCUGCUCCCUCUGCCUGAAUGGGACCGUUUGCUCCUCACAAGGUGCACCACUGGGAAUUUUGAUUCAUUGUUUUUGGUUGAGUCAGUCUCAGACGUCUUAAAUUCAUCCGUCUUACCUGCAGGGGCUUUGCGCUCCUCUCGAGCUUCAUUUUCUCCCACAGCAAAGGGGGAAAUAAACUUGUGGAUCUGCUUUAUCAUCCCACAAAUGUGGCUCUUCCACCAGUUGUUUCAACUCUGCUCAUCUCAGUGUGACGUUUCUGACAUGUGGGUGUAGGCACAAUAUCUCUGGCAUGCGUAAACAGCAGAGAUCAAGGUGGGGUCUGCUGCAGAUCAGUGCCACGAGCUGCUUGGGGGUGUCAUGCACACAGGGGUUGUGUCUCGGGCACUUGGUUCACAAACCUGUCACCUCUGGGUGGCUGCUGCCUGUCUGGGCUUCUGCACAGCCCCAUGUGGCUCCCGCAGUGAGGGGACACUGGACGUGAUGGACACCCAGCCUGAUCCGAUGUCCUGAUGGAGGAUGUCCGUCACUCCUGCUUUUGCAGCAGCUCAGCUCCUUUUCCCUCCCAGGGAUUAAACUUAAAGAGGCUCUUCCUAAACAGAUUUGAUUUUUCAAGAAAUGGUGAAAUGAGGGUUUUUUUUCUUGAAGAUUCUAAUUUAUAGGUUUUUCCAUGUUCAGAGAAAGUUAUAUAUGAACUUGAAAACUCAUGGGAAAUGGUUCUCUGUUUUCGCAACCUGCUGUGUCCACUAACAGGGAAAAACAAGUUGUUCAUACAGUGCAAGGGUAUCUACUGUCUGUGUUGCUGAUGACUUCAAAGGUUUCAUCUCCUCAGAAGGACUGCCUGGGAGUUUGUUGUUCUUCUGUUUAUGACAGACAGCAGGAAAAUAAUGAGACUUCUAUCACCAGGACUAGACUUGCAAAGAUGACAGCUCCACGAUCAAUGCUGGGCAGGCCUGAGCUCGUUGCACUAGAAGAACCGAGCCAGCUGCAUCCAUACUGGCCAGAGAAAUGGGGUUUGGGGUUGGGCUGUUCUCUUUCCCUGUCCCCUGUCCUGUGCCUACGCAUCCCCAGGGACAAGCAGGGGACUCUGUUCACACCCAGAGCAGCGUGAGCCGAUGUGUCUGUGCGCAGCUGGCAAAUUUGCAGUUGUGUCCUGAGCAAAUGUGAUUGUACCUACACAGAAGAGGAGAUGGGAAGAGACAGGAGCUGUGUGAAUCCAUGUCUAGUUUAAAUGGGAUUGCUCAUUAGUUCCCUUACUCUCCAUACGCGACACCUCUCGCCCCAUCCUGGGCUGUAACCCAGUUUCCCUCCACUGCUUCUCUCCAGAGAUCCCCCUGGAGAUCCCUCCUUUCUCCUUCUUAGCCCUGUCGGCCCAGCCAAAAGGUGCAGCGAGCUGCUCAGCAAGGGUGAGUCGUGGGGACAGCAACGGACUUACAGUGCCUUGUGCUGGGAAGACUCUUGCACCGGGGGUGCCCUCCCAAUCCUGCUCCUUGCACGCAGAGCCUGGGCGCUGAGGGGAACGGUAAACAUCAUUUUAUAAAUUAAACUCUUGCUGGGCAAGUUCCCCCUGAGAGCAAACUUACAGCCCUGCUUGCUAAUUAGUCUCCCACUGAUGGGGCUUUAUAGGGGAACGGAGGCAGGGCAGGGUUAGAGUAGGGGUGCAAACCGGAUACAACCUUCUGCAAGCACCAUGGGUCUGUGAACACCCGCCACAUACUGGAAACCACAUUUUUACCAUGCUGUUUGGGGAGAGAGGGCAUGUUUUUGCUGAAGCCUCAUGGACUUGCACUAAGCCCAAGGCAAAGCUGCUGCCUCCCAACUUCAUGACCACUGAAGCCAUUAGUCCUCUGAUUUAUACCUGUGGGGAAGCUGCAGAGAGUUCCCAGCGUUUUUUGGAAGGAGAAUUUUAUGCUUAAAACUAAAUUUUGUUCCUGCUUUCACUGGGGACCACUUCUCAGCUUCAGAAUUGCCCUGAUUACUUUGCAAUUGCUUUGAUAGUUCCAGAGGGGAGCACAGUCCCUUUACAGAACAGAUGGAGACACAUUUCCAGGACCAUUCAACUUUGCCAUAAUUCUGUCUUUGUUAUAACAACUUCUUCUGCUAUAACAGGAAGAGCAAAAUUUGGCCAGUGCUAAACACUCUUGAAAACUGUAUUACCAAACUUGGAUUAAAUUAAUCUAGAAUCUGAGUUCUCACAGAUACAAAACGCCUUCUGCACCCACCGGCUUCAGUGGCGCUGGGGAUUUCAGCAGCUUGUGGGAUCAAACUUUCACAGCAGCGGCAGCAAUUUUGUGACAGCAGUGUUUUUGCGUGUGUCGAUCUGCACUUGCACUUGCCUGCAAUGCAUGACUCUUAGCAAUUCAUUUGAAAUCUACCCUCAACAGGGAGAUCUGAGCUCGAGCUUCUUCCAUACGGCCAUGUGUAUUUAAUAGGAAAUCAGGGGAGCUGGAGAAAGCUGAUGAGAUUGCUGCUUUAAAGCACUUGGUUCCAGAAGUAAAACAGACCUUACCAGAUGUUGAAAUUGACUUGAAUUUAGCACGGGUAGAAGGGCAACUCAUGAAAUAUUGAAGUAUUGUAAUGCAGAUACGCCUUUUUCCUGCCAUGCCAGGAAUGAAGCAGACUAGAAACUCCUGGCCUCCACCCCUACAGAUGUUUGGCUGUGAUGGAAGUUUGAGCCAUCGAAUCACAGGAGACAAAUAAUAAAGAAAAAACAGAUUGUGAGUUUGUAGCUGAGCAGUCGCAGCUUGUUUAGCAGUGAGAGUGCCUCACUGUAAGGGCUGCUGCUUUCCUGCCUUAUUCAUGUACCUACCUGGCCAGAUUUCAGGGAGGGAAGAAGAAGAAAGCACUUCAAAAGCAAGAAAAUGCCAAGACACUGAUGGCUUCUCUUGUGUCCACGGGUCGAAGCUUGAGGAGCAGUUGUGGGGCUGUGCAGAAGCUGGAGCAUGGUGCUGGGCUGCAGGGAGAGUCCUGCACGGCCCGACUGCAGCGUCUGCACACAGGUCUGCAGGGCUUCCUCCGAAAUCUGCUAAAGAAUAACACCGAGAAAAGUAUUUUCCUUCCAGGGGCUUUCUUAAUACUUUAGAAGUUUAAAGAUUAGAUGCUAAAAAACUCUGUCUAAAAGAGCAACCAAUUUGGGGCUUCUUUUUGUUCUUUGUUUUCAGGCAUUGGGAAAGCAAACAAAAAGUAUAUCAAACUGUUUUGGAUUAAAUCAAGUAUUUUGUUCCCAAAAUAAUUGUUAAUGGAGAUUUUAAAUUUUUCCAAGGGCAAGAAAACUGCCUUAAUAUAUACUCAAUUCCAACAAGAGGCAUUAGCACUACUUGCUUUUGAACCUGCUUUUUGAUUUUUCUCUCUGUGUGAUCAUGGCAUGGAAUCAUGUCUUAACAAAAUAUACUUAACAGUACUCGACAGGAUUUGCAGAAGCAGAAGAUGAUGUUUCAGAAUCUCCCCGUACCCAGCAUUGAAGUGAUGGCUUUGAAGCCAAUGAAAUUCAAUGCAAAAUUCCUGCUUUGCUAGAAUUCUACAAAAUAGGCCAAUGUCCACAAUUCCCAAGGUUAAAUGUGCUCUGCUGCCUUGAAAUGCCUUCAAAAAACCCUGGGAUCUGCACGCUGAAAAGAGCUUGAGUUCCCUGGUCUGCAGCACCAUCCCCAGCUCUUGCAGAGUGCACACAAUUCCCCAGGCAGGAAUACGAUGACUUUCAGCCAGGGCUCAUUGCUUUGGAGAUUGCAUGUGCUUAGAAACAUGAGUUCUGCCAGCCGCCCAGGGAAUCUCAUAUUCAGUGCCAAUUAAUUUUUGUAACAGGGAUUCAUUCCCUCGGUUCCCUUAGGCACCUUUGAAAAGCAUGAGCCUCAAAGGUUGGUUUGGAUUUGGUUUUUAUUUUUUUUUUCUGGUGGCCUUUUUCAUGCAGAGCAGUCGUGCCCAGAUGAGAAAGGGGACCGGUCUGUGAAGGGCUGCAGUUUUGGGGCAGGCAAGUCCCAAACUUUCCAUCACAGAGGUUUUUCUAAACUCUUCGGCUGUGGGUUAAUUCUGCUCUGCCCGAUGGGGCUCCAGCCUCUCGCUGUUCUCUGGUCCUUCCUCCCUCCGCACCUCCUCAUGUCACUGUGCCUUCAUUGGGUCUAUAAAAUGAUGCCGUGAGUUAAAUCUGGCACCUUGUCUUUACUCUCACUUUGCAUCCCAUAAGACAGGUAUGUGUUGGGGGGGAGGGAGCAGCUUAUUUUGUAGCAUUCUGUGUGAUCCUAAGGUGGGUUUUUUCUGAGUAAAGGGGUGGGGACGAUGGGAGCAGGGAUGAGCCAGUGUUGUGUUUGAUCAUACCAGUGCUUUAAGCGGUCAGAAACAUGGUUUUCCCCUACCUCUGAGCUCUUAAUGCUGCUAAAAUCUUUGCCAUUCGUACAAUGUACUCCAGCCCCCUCUUUCGGACUGACUCUGGCUCUGUUUGCAAGAUAUCCACGUUGUUCUGCAGCAUGCACCUCUUUCUAUAUAGUUCCGAUCUUCUGAUUUUAUGGAAUACUUAUGCCUGUUUGCAUUACAGUCAAAAUAAAAAAGUGAACGAAAA
Molecule: messenger RNA, 12556 nt
Organism: Columba livia (rock pigeon)
Lineage: Eukaryota; Metazoa; Chordata; Aves; Columbiformes; Columbidae
Gene: NOS1
Product: nitric oxide synthase 1
Exons: 29
Coding region: 641-4957 (1438 amino acids)
Biological process (GO): nitric oxide biosynthetic process
Molecular function (GO): FMN binding; flavin adenine dinucleotide binding; heme binding
Source: RefSeq, a predicted model, not a curated record